GUACCGAGCGUGCGUCAAACCGCUCAGAGUUGAAUAAAAAGGAAGGGCGGGGAAAUAUCGGGGUAUUUAGUUUGUGCGACUUUUAUUGCUGCUGUGAUAUAACCCAGCUAGCCCGUUGACUGUUUUAUUGUUUGGAGAGAGCAGUGCGCGUCAAUGAAAGGUUUAGGUAAAGUUGUUGCUGAGUUGUGUGUGAGUUCUUAACCUCCUGGCUCCUCUGCUCCUGUCAUCAUUACGCACGGGAGGAAUCCCGCUCCAGGAGCGACAAGAGGACGUUGAGAACAGGAAUGUUGAGAAACAGUAGUGGAACAGAGAAGAAAACCUUCACUUUCGCAUCAUGAAGACUGGAGGGACUGAGUGUGAGCCUGUUGAGAGACUGUCCUGGAGCUUUACUGGAGGUCAAGGGAGGAUUAGGCUGUCUCUAGCCCACCCAGGGCUGCUGCUUCUGGGGAUGGUACUGCUGGUCCUCCUGCCCUCUGGAGCAAGUGUCAAACAGAGUGUCCCCAGAGUCCAACUCAGCUACAAAGAGCUUGUCCAGAGUGGUAGUGUAUCAGUGUUCCUGAGUCCUACUGAUGGUCUCCAUUCCCACUCUGUGUUGUUGGAUGAGGAGAGAGGCAGGCUGCUGCUGGGAACCAGAGACUCAGUUUACCUACUGGACCCUGACCACCUCAGUAGAGCCCCCAGGAAGAUCAGCUGGCCAGCCCCCAGAGACAGAGUUGAGAUGUGUAAACUGGCCGGCAAGAAUGCUCAUUUGGAGUGUGGCAAUUUUGUGCGUGUGCUUCACAACUAUAACCACACCCAUCUGUAUACCUGUGGGACAGGAGCCUUCCACCCCAUGUGUGCCUUCAUUGAGAUCUCAGGACGCAGAGAGGAGGGUGUGUUCCAGUUGUUGUCCGGUACAGUGGAGUCUGGGAGGCUGAAAUGUCCUUACGACCCCAGGCAACCUUUCACCUCUGUACUCACAGAUCAAUUCCUGUAUGCGGGCACAGCAUCAGACUUCCUGGGUAAAGACACAACUUUCACCCGCUCCCUGGGCCCGCCCCCUGACCAGCACUAUAUACGCACUGAGAUCUCAGAGGACUACUGGAUCAACGAGGCCAGGUUUAUAUCAGCUCACCCUGUGUCUGACACCUACAACCCUGACGAUGACAAGAUCUACUUCUUCUUCCGAGAGUCAUCACGCGACAGGAGCGAUAAGAGUGUCCUGUCCCGCGUAGCACGCGUCUGCAAGAAUGACGUGGGAGGGUUGAGGAGUCUGACCAAUAAGUGGACGACGUUCCUCAAAGCCAGACUGGUGUGUUCCAUCCCUGGACCGGAAGGAGUGGACACACACUUUGACGAGCUCCAGGACAUAUUCAUGCUUCCCACUAGAGAUGAGAAGAACCCUGUAGUGUAUGGAAUCUUCACCACCUCCAGCUCUGUGUUCCGUGGCUCGGCGGUGUGUGUGUACAGCAUGGCUGACAUACGAGCUGUGUUCAACGGACCCUACGCUCACAAGGAGGGACCUGACCAUCGCUGGGUAGAAUAUGAGGGGAGAAUACCUUACCCUCGCCCUGGAACGUGUCCCAGUAAGACGUAUGACCCCAGGAUAAAAACCACCAAGGACUUCUCAGACGAGGUGGUCAGCUUCAUCCGCUUCCACCCACUCAUGUUCCGCUCCGUCUACCCCCUGACCGGCCGGCCCGUGUUCACACGUGUACGUGUCGACUACGCACUGACACAGAUAGUGGUGGACCGCGUCAUGGCUGAGGAUGGACAGUAUGAAAUCAUGUUUCUGGGUACAGAUGCUGGGUCAGUGCUGAAGGUGGUGAGCAUCACUCAGGAGAACUGGUCCACUGAGGAGGUGAUUUUGGAGGAACUCCAGGUGUUCCAGACUCCCACUCCAAUCCUGAGUAUGGAGAUCUCUUCUAAACAGCAACAGCUAUAUGUGGGUUCGGGGGCGGGGCUAGCCCAGGUGUCACUGAGCAGGUGUCACCUGUAUGGUCAGGUGUGUGCAGAGUGCUGCCUCGCCAGAGACCCCUACUGUGCCUGGGACGGACACACCUGCUCACGGUACAUCUCUGCAUCCAAGAGGAGAGCUAGGAGACAAGACAUUAAACAUGGAGACCCAUCCAGCCAGUGUUGGGACACAGAUGACACUCUGCGUGGAGGCAGGGUGGAGGAGAGGAUAAUGUUUGGGGUGGAGAAUAACUCAACCUUCCUGGAGUGUCUCCCCAAAUCACAACAGGCCACCAUACGCUGGUUCAUACACAGACCUGGAGCUGAACACAGAGAGGAGGUGAGGCCAGAUGACAGAGUGGUCUUUACAGACCGUGGUUUUCUCAUCCGCUCUCUCCAUCCUGCCGACGCUGGCGUGUAUGUGUGUGUGGCACAGGAACACACACACUUCACACACACUCUGCUCCGCCUUACACUUCGUCUCAUUCCCUACGGGCAUCUGGAUGGGCGGACCAAGCCCAGCGAGGACCCCAGCGUCGAAGUUCGCCCCGGGGCUGAGUCUCGUCAGCGCUAUAAGGAUUAUCUGCGUGUGAUGAGUUCUCCCAUUGGCUCGCUGGAGGACUACUGUGAUUCGCUGUGGCAGGAAAAGAGGCCGGCCAAUAGGAGAGGGGGGAGAGGGCAGGGGGCGGGGUUAGGGGCAGGAAAAUGGAAACACAUCCAGGAGCUGAAGAAGAGCAGGAACAGACGACACCAUGGAGAGAGGGGUGCAGAGAGGGAUAAAGAGAAGCAUGGCGAGAGAGGUGCAGAGAGGGAUAAAGAGAAGCAUGGCGAGAGGGGUGCAGAGAGGGAUAAAGAGAAGCAUGGCGAGAGGAGUGCAGAGAGGGAUAAAGAGAAGCAUGGCGAGAGGGGUGCAGAGAGGGAUAAAGAGAAGCAUGGCGAGAGGAGUGCAGAGAGGGAUAAAGAGAAGCAUGGCGAGAGGAGUGCAGAGAGGGAUAAAGAGAAGCAUGGCGAGAGGGUAGGGCAGUGGAGGAGUGGAUGAAGUGGUGAGGGUACCAACGAGGAGGAGUUGCUACUGAAACAGCAGUAGCGAAAAGUGUAAUCAGUCAAAAUAUUAGGGGAGACCAUCAAUGUUUAUAGGUGUAAGACGGGACAAUAGGGAAGAUGAUCAUGUUUAGUUGAGGGAUAGUUAUAACGGCAUGGGAACAGGGAUCCUGCAGUUGAUAAUAUGGACCACGGUAGACUCUUCUUACAGAGGUAUAAUCUUCUUUCAUACCAGUCAAACACUCAUAGGGCUCACGUAGGCCUGGAUUCUCAAACUACACUACCCAUGAUCCCUAUGGCUGUGUCUCAAUAGUGUCUCAGUGCCUUUACUGACGUAUCAAAGUAACCUUAUUUAAGAAGGGCUGCAGCUAAUGUCAAAAGUUAUUUUAAAUUCCAGCGAAAGUUUAGAACUUGUCUGCCGAAUUUGUGACUUUGGAGAGUGUUUAGAAUCAUUAUGUUUUGAUCGUAGUACACGGUAACGCCGUAGUUGUACAUUUAAGGGGAACAUCACUGCAAUCACUAUGCCUUAGUUGUCAAACUGAUAUUGGCUACACUUGCUACAAACAACUUUUUUUUGACAAUUUUAACUACUGCCUUUGCAAGCUAACAAGCAUUAACUAACUAAGCUGGCUUUCGGUGGGUGGGUAGGUUUGUUCAAAGUCUAAGUUCACAGCGAGAGUGUGACAUGACCUUGACAUUAGCUGCAUCCCUUCUAGCCAUAACUCUAUUUUAGCCGUAUGAGACGUGCCCAGAGCUCAGUGUGUUGUGUCUUAAUCAGAUGCAUUCAUGUUGAAUGACUGUAAAUACUUCUAUAACAUGUACAGGUGAAACUGCAUGCUCUAGUUAAGCUUAGAUAGGACCUAUUCUACUGUUACUAUGAUAAUCACAUAUUAUGUCUAGAAGGAACAAAGAAUCAUAUUUUUGUACAAAGUGAAUGUUUCUCUUUUUGUAGGUAGAUUUAUUUUGGUAGAGUCUGAAAGUUAUGUAAAUAAACUCUUGUCUUAUAAUU
This is a messenger RNA of Salvelinus namaycush (lake trout), 3985 nucleotides long. RefSeq names its product semaphorin-3D-like. Gene Ontology annotation, molecular function: semaphorin receptor binding; chemorepellent activity. Gene Ontology annotation, biological process: semaphorin-plexin signaling pathway; positive regulation of cell migration; axon guidance. Bases 335 to 2974 code for a protein of 879 amino acids. Lineage: Eukaryota; Metazoa; Chordata; Actinopteri; Salmoniformes; Salmonidae. The transcript is spliced from 18 exons. The record is from RefSeq and is a predicted model, not a curated record.